This is a messenger RNA of Hermetia illucens (black soldier fly), 4006 nucleotides long. RefSeq names its product rabankyrin-5. The record is from RefSeq and is a predicted model, not a curated record. Gene Ontology annotation, molecular function: protein binding; metal ion binding. NCBI's taxonomy places the organism in Eukaryota, Metazoa, Arthropoda, Insecta, Diptera, Stratiomyidae. The transcript has 6 exons. The coding region runs from base 145 to 3561 and encodes 1138 amino acids.
AUCGUUCUCAGCGACAGUUCUGUUUUCUCUCCCCGUGGUGAAGUGCAAAGUGACAGAUCGCGUAAAAAUUUUGUUAUCGAGACCCGAAAUAUGCAAUUUUAGAUCUCGCCCGAGACCGGAUAAAGUGACGUUCAGCAAUUACGCAUGAGUGAAAGUGAAGAACUGAAAAUGGGUUCCAAUGAAGCGACUGAAAAACUUGCCAACCACUUACGACUCCUCAAAGAAGAAUAUACGAAAUUGCAACGUGGUUAUGCGGAACUCGAACGGAAAUACAGCAAGGCUGCCGCUUCUUCGGGAGACGGUACCGGUGAAUUUAGCAGUUUCGUAUCGCGUCUCGUGAUGACGGUUUCGUCCUUGUACGGUCGUACUACGUAUUCGGAUUUAACCAUAAAAUUCCAGGACAAAUCCAUGCCUGCCCACAAGUUCGUGUUGAAUGCUCGGUCCGAAGAGUGGCGCGAGGAAGUGCUGGCAGAUAAAACGGAGUUGGAUUGGUCCGAUCUGGAAUCGGAUGUAGGUUUCGCGCUAUUGCGGUGGAUCUAUACGGAUGUGGUUGAUCUGCAGCAUGACACUCUGGCUUUAGGACUUUUACGGGCUGCACAUAAAUUCAAGUUGCCCGGACUGUUGGGAUUAUGUGAACGCGCGUUAGUUGCUUCGGUGGGUGUGCGAUCGUGUGUGCGUUUUUAUUGUGUGGCAGAGGAAGUGGGAGCGUCAAGUCUCCAGGAAUAUUGUUCCGGGUUGAUUUCAGCACAUUGGGAUGACUUGACACCGCAAGAUUUCGAACACAUGUCCGGCCCAUUAUUGUAUAAGAUGCUGAAGAGUAAAACCAAACAUCCAUUGCAUGCUGCCGUCCGUUUGAUGAGGGAGGAUGUAGUUUUUCUAUGUUUAGUGGAAAAUGAUGGAUCGCUAUCGGAGAUAGUCAACAGUGUUUCACCGCAGGGCCAGCUUCCGUUGGGGAUGGCUCUACUCAGUCGGAGUACCGGGAUUGCUCAAACGCUCGUUCAAAAUGGUGCUGCUGACGUGAACGCUUACGAUGCUGAGGGAUGCACUUUACUCAUAGAUGCUGUGAAACGUGGCGAUGGAUUCUCCGCAAAGUUCCUCCUCGACAAAAACUGCAAUGUCAAUUUAACAUCGAAGUCAACCAAAGAUACAGCUCUACACUUAGUGUGCGCUUCUUCCGAAAACUCUGUCGAUCCUGAAACCUACCAAGAGAUGCUUUCAGUAGGCAAGCAAAUUCUUCAACUCAAUGCCGAUGUAAAUGCUCAAAAUGCCGAAGGAUUUACCCCCUUACAUGUGGCCAUCAUUUCCAAACACAAAGAUAUGAUUGAUCUACUUCUUGACUCUCCACAAAUAGACUUAAACAUUCGAACAUCUGAUGAAAAAUGUGCCUUACAGCUUUCAUUGACGCCACCCCAAACGGAUGGGAUACCUUUCGAUUUAGCCCGAAAACUUCUCGAGAAAGGAGCCAGACCUAAUCAAUUGAAUUCUAACACGCGAGAUAAUUUACUUGCGAUUUUGGCUCUGGAAAAAUUGGAGGAUGCAGCAGUCUUUCUAGUAGACUAUGCUGAUUUGAACCAUGUGAAUGCCAAGGGUAUAACGGUACUACAUAUUGCUAGUCAAAUGGGGCUUGCAAAACUGGUUAGGAAGUUACUUGAAAAGGGUGCUUCAUCGAACCUUCAAUCCAGUGUAGCCGAACUGAAAUCCGCUAUACACUUUGCUAUAGAAGGGAAUCACCCGGAUGUGUUGAAAGAGUUUGUCGCGUUCAAAAAAAGCGAUGGGGAUGGUGAGAAACCUGACUUCAAUGUCAAAAAUGCCGCUGGCGAUUCGCCUCUUAGUUUGGCAUUAGCUUUGAACAAAAACGACUUGGUGUCAAUUUUGAUUGAGGGUGGAGCCGAUGUAAAUGCACGCAAUGGUCAAGAUAUGACCCUUUUGCAUCAGGCAAUACUUAAUCAAGAUGAUGAAACGGCCGUUUUUCUACUAAAUCAAGGAGCUGAUAUGAAUGCUUUGACGGCUGAUCAGGAAUCGCCCUUGCAACUCGCUAUUCAUUGCCGACUUGCGAAAGUUGUGGACGCCCUUUGUACUCGUGGAGUGCCAUUCAGUGCACCAGACAAUAAAGGUGAUCCACCACUCUGGACAGCUCUGGACUCUGAUCAGGAAGAUGUGGCCCAAGUGUUGGUAAGACAUGGAGUAGACACAGACUGCUGGGGUCCAGGACCUGAAGGCUGCUUACAAACUCUAUUGCAUCGGGCGAUAGAUGAAAACAAAGAGAAUAUCGCGGUUUUCCUAAUAAAGAGUGGUUGCGAUUUGGAUUCACCAAGACAACCUGGACCGAAUGGUCAGGGUGCAGAAGAAGCCAAAGAAAAGGCAUCUCCAUUACAUUUGUGUUGCCAAUGGGGACUAAUAAAGACAUUACAGACACUAAUCGAUCACGGGGCAAACGUAAACUCUUUAGACUGUGACAACAAAACUCCGCUACAUGUUGCCAUUGACAACCAGCACAGUGAAAUCAUUGGCAUUCUGCUAUGUCACCCCAACAUAGACUUAGAAACUCGCGAUAAAGCUGGUAAUACACCAUUCGCAGCGGCACUCACAGUGCGAAACCAUAAAGCAGCCCAAAAUAUUCUGGAUCGAUUACCGAACGCGGCCGAACAAAUGGAUCAGCGAGGACGAAAUUUCCUGCACACAGCUAUUAUGAAAGACGAUUUAGAAAGUGUGCUGUUCCUUCUAGCUAUUCACGUUGAUGUCAAUUCGAUCGUCCGAGAUGUGAACCUAACCCCUCCCUUGCACUUAGCUGCGGCCUCUAAGAAUGAAAUGAUCAUUCGGAAUCUAAUACUUGCAGGAGCACGUAUCAACGAAAGAGAUGCCACUCAGAAGACGGCUUUGCAUGUCGCUGCAGAACGUGGAAACCUACCCGCUGUGUCGGCACUCCUUCAAAAUGGUGCCAAUUUCGAUGCUGUUGACAGCGAGGGAAACAACGCAUUACAUAUAGCCGUCCGUGAGGGUCAUUUACCAAUUUGUCGGGAACUCUUAACAGAGUCUAGUAUUAACGCUGAAACAGUAAAUAUAAAAGGACGUAAUCCCAUGCAUGAGUUGUGUCGUAGCGGUAAGGACAAUACAGCAGCGGCAAUUUGUGAGCUGUUUCUAGAAUGUAUGCCAAAGUAUCCAAUCAAUGAACCUGAUAUGGAUGGAAAUACGCCAUUGCUCUUGGCGUUCAUGCGUGGUCAGGCACCACUUUGUAAAGUGUUAGUCAAGAACGGAGCAUGCCUAGGGGCAGAGAAUAAAGACGGCGUUACUAUAUUUAACUUCAAACUAGCAACCGAUCAAUUAUUGCACAAACUUCUAGACCAACUGCCGCAGGAGUCACCUUGGGCUACGUCUGAUAUGUGUCAGGAGUGCGGUACGAAAUUCACUAUAACAAUGAGAAAACAUCACUGUCGUCAUUGCGGUCGAAUUUUGUGUUCGCGAUGCUCGAACAACGACGUGCCGAUCAUUAAAUUCGGAAUUUAUAAACCGGUACGAGUGUGCACGGUUUGUUUCGACGUGCUUCAGAUUGGAAGCAGCUAAACCGUGUUAUACUAAAGGAAUCGCGUCCCUAACAAAGCUAGAUCCUAACGUUGUUUUAUUCAACUUGACGAACAAACUGCUCUUCGUUUUUACUACAUUUGAAAGAAGAUACAAAGUAACUGCAGUUGCAGACAAAUAGUUGAAAGCUCUUUACGGUGAUUACUUCGAGUAUUGAAAUAUUGAUGAGAUUCCUUCAUUCCUUCUACUCUUUUAUUUACAAAAAUGAAAAUUAACUAUUUUCGAAUUCAUAUUUUUUGUAGUUAUCGCUUACUAUCGACGUGUUUUAUUGAGAUCGCAUUAAAAAUCGAGUUCAAGACUAAAGUAGAACACACAAGAUACUUUGAGAACGUUUAUAAGACGCAAUUUAAGUUUAAUGCAUAAUACUGUUAACGAAAUUAUAAAACCAUUGCUGAAAAUAAAAAUGUUUAAUAUUUUAUUUAGAUAA